Molecule: messenger RNA, 1807 nt
Organism: Orbicella faveolata
Lineage: Eukaryota; Metazoa; Cnidaria; Anthozoa; Scleractinia; Merulinidae
Product: DNA-directed RNA polymerase I subunit RPA49-like
Biological process (GO): DNA-templated transcription
Molecular function (GO): DNA binding
Source: RefSeq, a predicted model, not a curated record
CAAUGUGGGGAAAAACAAAAUCUGAUUGGCUAAGAAAAUAAAAAGGAUCAAUCAAGUCACUUACACGAAGUAGCCAGUGGAAAAAAGAGUCAAGAUGGCGACUGCAAAGCUACAAUAUGAACACAUGGAGCCUUCUUCUAGUGUGAAACCUUUUGUCGUCCAUUUCACCAAUGCUGCCUUGAAACAAAACAUAGGUGAUAAAAAAAUACGAUUUGGUUGUUACCAGUGGGCAGACAAGGCAGAUCAAAGGAAGAAGCAAAGACGAACUGUGAUUGCAGAAACAGAAGAAAUGGAAUAUAUUGGUCAAAACUUUGGACAAUUUUCCAGAUCUAGUGGUUUGUGCAAGUACGUCCUUGGUGUUUAUGAUAAGAAAACAGAGGUCAUGAAGAUGUAUGAUACAGAGAUGAUCACUCUUCAACCACAAAUCCUUGGUACUGCUGGAGCAAACCAGGAAGAGGAUGCUCCAGAUAGUAAACUAGAUCUUUCUUUCAUGGAAAAGAAUGACCUUCUUACAGAAGCCUUUGGCAGCAAUAGGAAGAAGCGAGCCAUGGCUUCUCGACACCGGAAUAAAGUUGACAAAAAUGAGCUAAAUGAAACAGUUUCAGAUGUUUUAGAAUCACUAGCCAAGGGACCAAUGGAUACUACAGAUGGUGGGGAUGAACAGCAUCCAUACCUUCCACCAUUUAAUAUCAAUGCUAUCACAGCCACUGACGUUUAUAAACUGGACGAUAUCAUUACUCCUUUGGAAUACGAAGCUUUACAGCCAGCAUCUCUUGAAAUCAAGAAUGCAAAUAAGCAGAAGAUAAAUGAAUGGAGAAAGAAAGAGAGGUUUCCAGAAUAUGUUUUACAGCAUUUAGAUAGGAUGUCAGUGAACUCGUCACAGGGACUUCAUCAGUCAUGCUGUUGUCUUCUUUAUUUAUCUUACAUGAUGACAAUGUAUGGUCUUACUAAUAAGGACUUGAAAAAGAAAGAUCCUUUGCCUAGAAUGCCAAGGGUAAUAAAGGAACGAUUGCUGUCAAUGUUUUCUUUGGAAAAAGAAGAAGCUAGGGAGGUUCCCCGGAGACUGAAGGAUAAACUUGUGUCAUACAUAUUAGUGCUGGCCUUGAUGAUUGAUGAAUUUUCGCUGGAUUGCACAGUUAUAGUGAGAGAUCUUAAAUUGCCCAUGCCAAGGUUGAUCAAACAUCUGAGAGCCGUUGGUUGUGUUAUAACAUCAUCAAAUGUACAGAGAAAGCGCAAACUUGAGGACAGCAAUGGCAUUUCAUCAAAAACUGCAGUUCUUCAAGUUCCACUACCUCCUAAUUUUCUAGGCCACAAUUUACAUGGGAAAUGAAUGCCCCUAAAUAUUGAAUUUUGAUCAUGGAGUGCACGAAAAUUGUGUUAGGAUUCUGAUCUUUGCAGUGUUGGUGGUUUUUGUUUUCAAGAUUAUAGAUUUUCCUUCAUGAGCUUAUUACAAAAUUAAAAUGAUAAAUAGUAUAUUAAUUACUGUAUUAGUUCUACUUCGGCCAAAGUCCAGUCCCACCAUGUUGCCCUCAUAAAAAUUUCAACGAACCUCUCUCAUGGUGAUCUAAGAAAGUAUAUGGAACAUAAAACCAAACAAACCACCCAUGCCAAGAUGAUAACCAGUUUAUUUACAAAAAAUGUUAUUUAAUCUGACAUCUUCGUUGGAUAAUGUUAUAAGCAAUAACAAAGACAAUUUAUCAUUAAACUAAGUUUUACAGAUUGAAACAGUUACAAUAGUUGGUUGCUUGAAUAUUACAAUAGAGUUUUAUGGUGCCAAAAAAAAAUCCAGUUAUUUAUCAAUUUACAG